GAAGGCACCUGACAGACAACGCUCUGGGUGAAGACCCUGCAGGACCCGUAUUUCCGGUCUGUGGUCAGCAGCCGUCAGUGUCUGUUAGCUCCCGUUAGCAUCUAACUGAGCUAAAGCUCAGACUGAAACUGAAGCUCAGACUGAAACUGAAGCUCAGACUGAAACUGAGCUGAAGUCUCGUCGGAGUUGAACUGUGUGAAGUCUCAGUCUGCAGGAUUACAGUGACUCCGCAGAGCUAGCUGCGGGCUAACACCGCCCCAUUAGCUGCUAGCGCCAAACUCCAGUUCUAACAGUGCUAACAGCUAGCUGCUGUUUGUCAGUCUGUGUUGUGAUGACAGAGCGAGGAGACGCUGCUAUGGACACACCUGCGCACUGAACUACAGGUAAGACAUGCUAACAUCAUGGACACACCUGCGCACUGAACUACAGCCUAUUCUUCCAACAGAAGCAUAAGAUCAGAUCAGUCCCUGAUCUGAUCUGAGGUCAGUCCCUGAUCUGAGGUCAGGGUCACUUCACUGCAACACCCCUUUCAGAAGCCAUGAAUCUGACCUAGAGUCAGCUGUUAGUCUGUGCGGUGUGAUCCAGAGACUGAGACCAUGUCAGAGAACCAGGCCAACAACAACAACGUCCCUCUCAACAACAACAACAACAACAACAUGGGACCCAACCGGAUCCGGAACCCCAACAUGAACCAGAACCCUCUCAUCAACGUCCGGGACCGCCUCUUCCACGCCCUCUUCUUCAAGAUGGCCGUCACGUAUGCUCGCCUGUUCCCGCCAUCCUUCAGGAGAGUCUUUGAGUUCUUCGUCCUGCUCAAGGCGCUAUUUGUCCUCUUCAUCCUUGCCUACAUCCACAUUGCCUUCUCUCGCUCGCCCAUCAACUGUCUGGAGGUGGUGAGGGAGCGCUGGCCUCGUGACGGCAUCCUGCGGGUGGAGAUCCAGAGGAACUCCAGCCGAGCCUCUGUCUUCCUGCAGUACUAUGGCUCCACGGGUCUCCAGGAGGAGCUGGAGGCUGAGGAGGGGGGAGGAGGUGUAGCAGGAGCAGGAGGAGGUGUAGCAGGUCUGAGCCUUGCAGCGCUGCUGGAGGAAGAGGAGGAUGAGGAGGAGAUGACCCUGGAGAUGUUUGACAAUAGCUCAGUGCAGUUUGAGCUGGACAUCGAACCUCGUCUGAAGCCGUCUCUGAUUGGAGGAGAUGUUGGAGGAGCAGCAGGAGGAGCAGCAGGAGCAGGAGGAGUGAACAACAGUCAGGAUGUCUCCUUCAGCCAGACCCCUAAAGGUAUGCAGCCGCUGAAGGAGUCAGUGUCUGAGCUGGAGAUGAUGACCAGAGCAGUGUGGCCUCAGGAGGAGUACAUCGUGGAGUAUUCUUUGGAGUAUGGCUUCCUGCGUUUGUCUCAGAGCACGAGACAGAAACUCAACAUCCCCGUCAUGGUCGUCACUCUGGACCCCAUGAAGGACGAGUGUUUUGGUGAUGGGUUCAGUCGUUUCCUGCUCGAUGAGUUCCUUGGCUAUGAUGACAUCCUGAUGUCCAGUGUGAAGGCACUUGCUGAGAACGAGGAGAACAAAGGGUUCCUGAGGAACGUGGUGUCUGGAGAACAUUACCGCUUCGUCAGUAUGUGGAUGGCCAGAACCUCGUACUUGGCCGCCUUCGUUAUCAUGGUCAUAUUCACUCUGUCGGUGUCCAUGCUGCUCAGAUACUCUCACCACCAGAUCUUCGUCUUCAUAGUGGAUCUCCUUCAGAUGUUGGAGAUGAACAUGACCAUCGCGUUCCCGGCAGCCCCUCUGCUUACUGUCAUCCUGGCUCUUGUCGGCAUGGAGGCCAUCAUGUCGGAGUUCUUCAAUGACACGACGACGGCCUUCUACAUCAUCCUCAUCGUCUGGUUGGCCGAUCAGUACGACGCCAUCUGCUGCCACACCAACACCAGUAAACGUCACUGGCUGAGGUUCUUCUAUCUCUACCACUUUGCCUUCUACGCCUAUCAUUACCGCUUCAAUGGUCAGUACAGCAGCCUGGCCCUCGUCACCUCGUGGCUCUUUAUCCAGCACUCCAUGAUCUACUUCUUCCAUCACUACGAGCUGCCUGCCAUCCUGCAGCAGAUCCGGAUCCAGGAGAUGCUUCUUCAGAACCAGCAGGCGGGUCAGGCCAACCAGACGGCCCUGCAGGACAACCUUAACAAUAACCACAGUAAUGCUGCUGCAGGACCAGGACCAGGACCAGGACCAGGACCUGCACCUGCCAACACUACCCAACCUGGACCCAACUCCACCCAGCCAGGUCCUCAGACUGGCCCUCAGCCCCCGUCCUCCUCUCUGGCAGCAGGAGGUGGAGGGGAGGUGAGGUCGGAGCUAAACUGGGUCGCUCAGACAGCCGCCAUCAUCACUGAAGCUUUGUCCACCUCCAACCAGACCUCCUCCACCGCUGACCCUGUGGAUGGGGUCGACGGAGGAGGAGGGUCAGGCGGUCAGGGGUCAGAAGGACCAGCAGAGGUCAGUGUGGUAGCCGAGUUCUGGAUGGGAGGAGGAGGAGGUGGUGGAGGAGGAGGUGAAGAUCCAAAGGUCGUCUCAGUAGAAAUUAAAACCACAUCAGGAGGACCCGAGCCUCCACCCAGCCCUCCAAUCAGAGGGCUCCAUCCUGAGGGGGCGGGGCCAUCAGAGGUAGCCCCCCCACAGACAGACUGCCCCCCCUCACAGAGUCCAGGUACAGACUGCAGACAGCCGAGCCCGUCACAGGCGGCGUCCUGAGUCCAGGUGUAGUCUGGCUGAUAUCAUCUUACCUGUCUCGACAUGUGCCUCAGUCUGUCAGCUGAUCAGGGUGACUCACUGAUGAGUCAUCGAUGAGUCAUCGAUGAGUCAUCGCGCCCUCGUCCUGACAGACUGAAGCCCAGACUUGAUUUUUGUUUCCAUCUGCUUUUAUUUUGAGAAAAAAAAAACUCUUUGAGAACAGGAAGUUGUUUUGGAGCGUCGACCCGGCGGAUCAGGACUUCCUGUCAGAAUGGAUGCCUUAUCAGUAAUCUGAGGACGCUUCAGAGACGUCAGCAGCUGAUUGGUUGUGCAAUAUGAUGCCAGCUGUGUCACAUGUGAGGCCCUGCCCCCUGGCAGAGGGCGUGGUCGUUCACUUCAGGUGACUUCAGGUGUGCCUCGUCUCUGAUAUCGAUUUGAGACAUAUACGCUCAUUAAUAAUUCAUCAGCUCAUUAUAAUAUUGUAUUUCCAUAGGAACUGAUUAAAGAUCAUCAGUGUCUGAUUAUUGAUCUGACGAGUCACCUGAACGUGCACGAGUCACCUGAACGUGCACGAGUCACCUGACUGCACCACGCGGGCCGAUGCCUCAUGGGGGCGGAGCUAAAGUGUGAUCACUUCAGACAGUGGGGGUUUGUGGGUAUUUUUUUUUUGUUUUUCUUCUUCGUGCCUCUGCUGAUGACGUUGCCUCGUUAGUCGACCUGAAACUCAUCAAAGUGUAUUUAACUGUAAAACCAGUAAACGAGCACAGCGAACCA
Messenger RNA from Larimichthys crocea (large yellow croaker), 3491 nucleotides. It is a transcript of the gene tmem259, whose product is annotated as transmembrane protein 259. Gene Ontology annotation, biological process: positive regulation of ERAD pathway; response to endoplasmic reticulum stress. Lineage: Eukaryota; Metazoa; Chordata; Actinopteri; Sciaenidae. Bases 597 to 2738 code for a protein of 713 amino acids. Gene Ontology annotation, cellular component: endoplasmic reticulum. The transcript has 12 exons. The record is from RefSeq and is a predicted model, not a curated record.